Messenger RNA from Seminavis robusta, 3524 nucleotides. NCBI's taxonomy places the organism in Eukaryota, Bacillariophyta, Bacillariophyceae, Naviculales, Naviculaceae. The record is from the annotation of a GenBank genome assembly.
UCCAUGUUCAUGCUACGAUAGAACAACAACAAAAAGGUCUUUGUUGGUACCAUCGUCGGCAGACAUAGCUGUUUCGGAAAGGGAGAUGAAGAUUUCUGUGAUUUCAGGCAUUUAAUGUUUGCUUCAUCUCCCUGAAUUGGGAGGGUUUUCCGAAUGUCUCGCUCGAAGCCCUUUCGACCGUAUCGGUAUCGGUACAUGUACCGGCACCGGUACUAGCAAGCUACAUGUAGUACUAGCUAGUAGUGGAGGUUGCGGGCAGCGCAAUGCAAAGUGGGUUGCGUGUGUGAAGGAAGCGAACACGAUGACCCGGUGACCCUGGAGAGUGGAAACGGGGAAACGCUUCCACCAGCCAGCACAAGAAAUCCCCAAACACCGGACGGGAGCUUUCAGGUGAUCGCAGAGAGCACCGAAAGUGGUCAUGAUGGUUGCGUGAAAGCCGGUCAGCUGGAUGGGAAUUGGUAGAACAUGCUCAGUUUCAGACAGGAAGGAGGGCCUACUAGCCGCGGGGGGCAAAAUUCUUGAAGUCCUUGGCCGUUGCACUACCAGGUAGCCAGCUAGCUAGCUAGCUAGCUAGCUAGGUGAGGCUCCUCUGGAAAGCUGGAGUUUGAAGUGGCUUGGAUCUGCCACAAAACUUUGUGGCCCUGACCUCUACUAGCAAGCAAAGGAAAACGUAUCUAGCCUUUCGAAAUCCAGAACCAUGUUGCUUGGCACUUCCGAGAUCAAGAUUGCAUUGCUGGGCAACGUUUCAGCGGGCAAGACCACAGUAUUGAAUGCCCUUUUCAAGCAAAAGUAUGGCGAAGUUAGCAUGAAACGGACAACUGCAGGUGUGAACUACUUCAGGAUCUGCGCUCCUGGUACCGGGGCACCUGCUGAUGGCAAGAAAGAAGAAAUGACCAAAGCGGAUGAUGAUGGUAGCAAGGAACCUGUCAACGAAAAGAAGGAAGAACCCGCGGGCUGCAAGAAAGAAGACAGCCAGGAACCCAAUGUUGGCAACGGCGCCAACGCUGUGUCACCCCAAACCGAAGGAUAUGGUGCGCAGGCACCUGAUUGCCAAAAAGAAGAAGAAAUGAUCGGAGACGAAAAACCCAAGAGCUGCACGAAAGACGACAGCAAGGAACCCAUUGACGGCAGGAAGGACGACAACGUUGGCAGCGGCGCCAACGCUGGUGGGGCAGAAGACGGUGGCACCCCUUGGUUCCCGCACACCGAUGAACCCCGCUCUGCCAAGUCGACUUUGGAAGAGAUCACAACAGACAAUAGGGAACUUCGAGAGAGUGUCGACGUGCAGGAGAAGUGGUUUGACAUUGCACUCACCGAGAACUUGGUGGAGAUGCGAAAGGGCACUCAACUGGUUGUAGUUGACAUUCCUGGUAUCAACGAAGCCGGAGCGUGCAGCAAGUACAAGGACUAUGUCAUUGAGAAAUGGGAUACGUUUGAUUGCCUGGUGCUGGUCAUGGAUGGCAGGCAGGGAGUCAAUACAGAAGACCAGGUUUUUCUGUUGAACCUCGUUGAAAACAACAGCAAGAGACGCGAGGAAGUUCCGAUUAUUGUCUUGUUCAACAAAGUGGACGAUCCAAGUGACAAAGAACAGGCAGAACUUGUUCUCGAAGCCAGGGAAGAACUUGCAAGGACCUUCGGAUCGGUGAACUUUGUUGUUGAUCCAGAGGAGGAAUCCAACCCAUUCAUGUCUCCACCUAAAGCUGGUACCCCAAGUCAGAAGUCAGACGGUGACAAGACUGAAUCGUCUUCUUUCGCAGCUCCUCAGUCUUCGUUCCCAGCCUCAACUUUUGGGACGUCUGGUGCGAUGGCAACUGCGACUACAAGUGAUGCCCCUGCACAGACACCAUUUGGCUCUGGAUCGUCAGGUCCUUUUUCUUUUGGGAGAUCUGGAGCAACUGGGACUUCAAGUAAUGCCCCUGUACCCACCCCAUUUGGCUCUGGAUCAUCAGGUCCAUUUUCUUUUGGGGCCUCGGCAACUGGGACUACAAGUAAUGCCUCUGCGCCCGCACCAUUUGGCUCUAGCUCAUCAGGUCCUUUUUCUUUUGGGACGUCAACUACGACUGCAAGAAAUGCCGCUGUACCCACCCCAUUUGGCUCUGGAUCAUCAGGUCCAUUUUCUUUUGGGGCCUCGGCAACUGGGACUACAAGUAAUGCCUCUGUGCCCGCACCCUUUGGCUCUGGCUCGUCAGGUCCUUUUUCUUUUGGGACGUCAACUACCACUACAAGUAAUGCCCCUGCACCUACACCUUCGUUUGGUUUUGGAUCGACUGCAGGCAAAGCGCCUGGGCUCAUGCUUCCAACCCCUGCUCCAUCCGUGUCAAAUACGUCCGCUGCCCUUUCCUUUGGAUCUCCAGGAGGUUUCCGGUCCACCAACGCUGCUGAUGGGCACUUCGGAAGCAAAGACUGGCGUUGGAGUGCUUCUGUUGCAACCACGGGUGGGACGAAAAGCACUCCAUACCAACCUACACCUCGUCAGGUUGAAACCUCUACCGGUACCAUCCUUUUUCAAACGAUAUCUGCCAUGCCUGUGUACGAGCACAAGUCUAUCGAAGAACUAAGGUAUGAAGAUUAUCUUCAAGCAAACAAUGGUACAGGAAACGGCACUGCCACACGAGGAUCAUCUUCGGAGGUCUAUGGGACAGGCAAAAGAACGACACGACAAGGCACAGUUGUUGAAAGUCUUGCGUCCCUGUCACUAUCUCCAGUUCCUGCCUCGUGUCUGUCAACAAAGCGCAUGCGAGCAAAAAGCAGAAAAGUGAAGCCCUCAUUCGUUCCAGUUUCCGCGAUGUAUGCGUUCAUCCAUCAAAGCGCUUCGUCCAUGUCAUUGGAUCAAUUCAAAUCCUUUUUUGACAAGGAUCUCAUCGAAAAGGUUGGUCGCUUCCAGCUUGGACAACGCAGAUGGAAUAAGCUGACCGAGGACGAGAGGAUACUGGAGACGUACGAUAUCCUCAGCGACUCUUUGAUCCACACCGAAUCAUUGAAAAACAGCAAUUUUGACGAGUUCCUCACGUUGCUGAACCAAACUAUCGGCGGAGAGACUGCGCAGCGCAAACUAAUUGAAGGCCAGAUUCGUAGGUCUCUUCAAAGUCUGAAGGAUGGAAAGUACAACGCGCAAACUAUGAUUCGUUGUAUGGGGGGCAGUGAAGUCAUGCUCUCUGAUUGCAUUGAAUCCGCUGCUGCCAAAACCCACGCACUCCUUGGAGGGGAUGCCGUGAAGAGGAUUGUGCCCGACUUGAUCGAUUCAUUCUGUGAGAGUUAUCAGAGUUUAGAAGAUGCUGCGUUUGCCAACUUGGAACAGGAUGGCCCAGGCAGUAUCAAUGUUCUUGCACUUCCCAUGGUUGAACUGAUCUCGUGUCACAAAAUUGGUUCCAAGCUAGAUUUGGGUGAUCUUGGACAAUGCGCUGAAGCAAGAAUGAAAGUCUUGUUUAGGAGGCAACUCGACGUUCUCCUUUGUCAGUCCAGCCAAAAAAUCCCAACUUUCGGGGCUGCGCUCAACCGCAACCAGCGCUGGGAUUUGUCGGUCG